GGGAGAGGGGAAAAGGAAAGAAAAAAAAGUGUGUGUGUGGGGGGGAGGCAGACAGACACACACUUUAGAUAAGGACAAUUAGUCACCAGUGAGACCCUGUAGGAAGAGAGGUUUAAAUCAGAGGGAUUUAAUGGGGGUGCUCUGUGCCUUCCCUGAAGCCAUGCCCUCCAGCAACUCCCGCCCCCCUGCGUGCCUAGCCCCGGUGGCUCUCUUCUUGGCUCUGUUGGUCCAUCUCUCCCUUUCCUCCCAAGUUGGAGACAGGAGACCCUUGCCUGUAGAAAGAGCUCCAGGUUUGAAGGAAAAGACUCUGAUUCUACUUGAUGUGAGCACCAAGAACCCAGUCAGAACAGUCAAUGAAAACUUCCUCUCUCUGCAGCUGGAUCCGUCCAUCAUUCAUGAUGGCUGGCUCGAUUUCUUAAGCUCGAAGCGUCUGGUGACCCUGGCUCGGGGACUUUCGCCCGCCUUUCUGCGCUUUGGAGGCAAAAGGACGGACUUCCUGCAGUUCCAGAAUCUGAGGAACCCGGCGAAAAGCCGCGGGGGCCCCGGUCCGGAUUACUAUCUCAAAAACUAUGAGGAUGACAUUGUUCGAAGUGAUGUUGCCCUGGAUAAACAGAAAGGCUGCAAGAUUGCUCAGCACCCUGAUGUUAUGCUGGAGCUCCAACGGGAGAAGGCAGCUCAGAUGCACCUUGUUCUUCUAAAGGAGCAAUUCUCUAAUACUUACAGUAAUCUAAUAUUAACAGCCAGGUCUCUAGACAAACUUUACAACUUUGCUGAUUGCUCUGGACUCCACCUGAUAUUCGCUCUAAAUGCACUGCGUCGUAAUCCUAAUAACUCCUGGAACAGUUCUAGUGCCCUGAGUCUGUUGAAGUACAGCGCCAGCAAAAAGUACAACAUUUCUUGGGAACUGGGAAAUGAGCCAAAUAACUAUCGAACCAUGCAUGGCCGGGCGGUAAAUGGCAGCCAGUUGGGAAAGGAUUACAUCCAGCUGAAGAGCCUGUUGCAACCCAUCCGGAUUUACUCCAGAGCCAGUUUAUAUGGCCCUAAUAUUGGGCGGCCCAGGAAGAACGUCAUUGCCCUCCUAGAUGGAUUCAUGAAGGUGGCAGGAAGCACGGUGGAUGCAGUUACCUGGCAACAUUGCUACAUUGAUGGCCGGGUGGUCAAGGUGAUGGACUUCCUGAAAACUCGCCUGUUAGACACACUCUCUGACCAGAUUAGGAAAAUUCAGAAAGUGGUUAACACAUACACCCCAGGAAAGAAGAUUUGGCUUGAAGGUGUGGUGACCACCUCGGCUGGAGGCGCAAACAACCUAUCAGAUUCCUAUGCUGCGGGAUUCUUAUGGUUGAACACUUUAGGAAUGCUGGCCAAUCAGGGCAUUGAUGUUGUGAUACGACACUCAUUUUUUGACCAUGGAUAUAAUCACCUGGUGGACCAGAAUUUCAACCCAUUACCAGACUACUGGCUCUCUCUCCUUUACAAGCGCCUGAUCGGCCCCAAAGUCUUGGCUGUGCAUGUGGCUGGGCUCCAACGGAAGCCACGGCCAGGCCGAGUGAUCCGGGACAAACUAAGGAUAUAUGCUCACUGCACAAACCAUCACAACCACAACUAUGUUCGAGGGUCUAUUACACUUUUUAUCAUCAACCUGCACCGAUCAAGAAAGAAAAUCAAACUGGCUGGGACUCUCAGGGACAAGCUCGUGCACCAGUAUCUGCUGCAGCCCUAUGGACAGGAGGGGCUCAAGUCCAAGUCAGUGCAGCUGAACGGCCAACCCUUAGUGAUGGUGGACGAUGGGACCCUCCCCGAACUGAAGCCCCGCCCCCUGCGGGCCGGCCGGACAUUGGUCAUCCCUCCAGUCACCAUGGGCUUCUAUGUGGUCAAGAAUGUCAACGCCUUGGCCUGCCGCUACCGAUAAACCACCCUCACGCCCACAAGCCACCCGCAGGCCUGCUGGACUGCUUUCCACUCUCCUGCCCUAAUCGUAUCCUGAUCUUUCAGACAUCUUCUUAGCAACAAACCAGUCUGCUGCCCCAUCCUGCUGGAAUCAGCACAGACUUGCUCUCUAAAGAGACAAAUGCCAUAGCACGAGCUUUGCCUAGGGAGGCCACAUGCACCCCAAAGGAAAGUGUACCCAUCACCUGUGCCUAUAUAAGGAUGAAGGUAUGUGUGUGGAGCCGUAUGUACCCAUGUGCACACAACAGGAAGAGAAGCCGGCGGUGCGCUCGCAGGACCAUGAAACAGCUCUCCAUCAUCUGGGUCACACAGCAGUGUCACUAUAGACCUUAGCCUGGGACUGCUUCCCGCAGUACGAGAUGAGGAAGGAAACCACCAAGUGGGCCUUCAGGAGCCCAGUCCUCUUCAAACUCCUCUCCUUGUCUGUUCCCUGCUGUUGCCCCGGGUUUCCUGUCACCUCUCUUCUCACCGGGGAGCAAGUGGGUGGGUCAGCACCGGCCUGCUGGGUGAGCUGUUUAUGUCGUUUCCUGGCUGAUGUAUGAGUGUGUGCAUCUGGGUUUCUGGCAGUGGCAUCGAUCACUGGCUAUUCCUCCAGGAGACGGGUGCUUCAGAAGUAAAAUUGUAAUCGUACUCCAGAUUUGUAAGAGGGUUCUAUUCCUCUGUGAAUCCGGAUUCCCCUUGGGUUGGAAUGGGAGUCAGGUAACAAUAUUCAUGGAGUGGAGAACAGUGUAUUAGGCACCACAAAAAGCAAUCAUCAUCCGUCAUGUGGCUGGGAGGGAGAGAGUUUCAGCACAAAGAGAAAGCACACUGAACCACCGAAGGAACGCAGACACACACACACACACACACACCAACUGAACAAGCAAAUAAUCAGACUUGCAUCAAAUCUGAAGGAAUCUUAAGGGCUUGUCAGUCAGGCCCCUAAUGGCUUGUUUGACCAAAGUUAUUAAAAAAAAAAAAAAAAGUGCAAAUCGAAAGUCAUCCCUGUAAGACACAACCGAAUCUAGCAAUCCUUCCUGUUCCCCAAGGAGCUGUGUGCUUCUCCAGGCGUUUACUAGGCAGAAAUCUAAUGUGGUAGUGAAAGCUGACCAGGUCCGCGCUUUCCCAGACCAGCCAGUGUGAGCCCAGAACAAAGCCUUCCAUGUACUGCCUGGGGGAUGGGGAGUCUGGAAACUGAGGUCUGAUGGAGAACUGUGGGGUGGUGGGUGGGAAGUCCCUGAAUCGGGCAGGGCGGAGUGGACUGAUUUAAAGAUUACGAUAAACCUGUAUGAUUCAAGGGGUAAGAGACAAGCUACCGCUGAAAAGACUCUCCCGUGGGGUUGAUUUUCUUUCUCAGGAUAAAGGACAUGAAGGACAGGGCCUAAGGACAGGGCCAGGUGUGAUGUGAGACACAGGAGGAAGAUGACGUAAGGGAGGAAGUUCCCGACUCUGCGGAGAACAGGGAAUCAGGGAGAGGGAAGCCAGCAGCUCCGCUCUGUGCUUGAGGAAGAGAGCGGACUCGGUUUUGCUGUGUGGGUCAGCGGGUCCGGAGGUGUGUGCUAUGGUCAGCAAAAGGCGGGGGCAAGGACUGGGCUGGACCUGGUCAGUGGGCAUGCCCAGCCUGGAGGUUUAUGGAGAGAGGGGCGCAGACCCCCAGCACCACCACGCCCCAGGCUACCCAGGCGGCCUCCUCGGGAAGCUGGGAAGCCCGGAGCUCCUGCUGAAGCCUCAGCUCUGCGAGGCAAGGAGUAAAGCCUCAGCUCUGCGAGGCGAGGAGUAAGAAGUGCCCAGACUGGGGUAGAAAGCAGGGAGAGAAGUGGCAGAGGACAGCCCACGUGAGGAAGAGAGAGGAAAAGAGAGACAAUGAAGUAGUCUCCCCAGACGUCGAAAAAGACGUGCAGAUAGCAAAAUCUCCUCUCUACAGAGGUGCAGGCAGAGCUGCAGGCCCCCGAUGAGAACACAAGUAGGCAGUGGUCCCGCUGACCUGACCCAGGCCAAUUUGCUUCCCCAUGAAGGAGUCGCUGGUUCUACCCCCGCCUUCCUGAGAGGCGGGGAGAGGGUUCGGAGCUCGCCCAGGGUCACCCAGGGCAGUGGGCGCCUGAGCGUGGAAUAAUCCAGUGCCUGUUCAUUUAACCACCAAGCCCAGGGUUGCCCACUUCCCAGCCUCACCCCCUCCCCUGCUGCUUGAGUGCGACCCAGCCUUCAGAGCUCCGCGCAAGCACGCUUCUUGUACAUAAGUGCUGGUUCUUCCCUAAGCUUCCCAGCCCGCAGAAGAUAGGCCGUUUCUGCUUCUUUGAUCUUUCUUUCUGUAUUAAAUGCUCCCA
Messenger RNA from Mustela erminea (ermine), 4250 nucleotides. It is a transcript of the gene HPSE2, whose product is annotated as heparanase 2 (inactive). Gene Ontology annotation, molecular function: hydrolase activity, acting on glycosyl bonds. Gene Ontology annotation, cellular component: membrane; extracellular matrix. Bases 131 to 1909 code for a protein of 592 amino acids. NCBI's taxonomy places the organism in Eukaryota, Metazoa, Chordata, Mammalia, Carnivora, Mustelidae. The record is from RefSeq and is a predicted model, not a curated record. The transcript has 12 exons.